Molecule: messenger RNA, 2165 nt
Organism: Amoebophrya sp. A25
Lineage: Eukaryota; Dinophyceae; Syndiniales; Amoebophryaceae
Source: the annotation of a GenBank genome assembly
AAGAUGAGGGGGCCGAGAUGCAAUAAAGCAGACUCUCGCCAUAGAAUGUAGGACGAUUCCUAUUGACCCUGACCAUGAGGAAACGAGUCUACUACUCCAUCCAAUCAAAAAAUCCAAAAAAAAUCUUAGACGACUUGUUGAUAAUGACGCACCACAAGAACCCCACACCUCUCCCUUGAUACGUUCUUUUUCAUAAGUAGCCAUUGUUCCAUCUUUUUCCUUUCAAAUAUUUCAACUUGAUAAUCAACAGAGUACAACGAACAGCCACUUUCUCACAUCAACCAACGAUACAUGAGCAACUACAGCUGUGUCCAUUUUUGUAUUGUAGAAGCAAACGAGGAAGAUGAAAGCAGUGGAGAUAGAAGGUUUUAGAAGAAGAAGGGUGGUGGUGUUGCGGUAGAGAAGAUGCUACUGUAGAAAAAGAAGGUGGAAGUGAGAAGAAAAGAGAAAAAUGAGGAGAGUAAUCCAAGUCAACACGAGCCUCGAUUAAGUAGAACAAGGCCUACUAGUGCCGCGUCUUUUUUCUAGUACAACGAGCUUCAUCUUCAUCAUGCAACUCCCCUGUAUCUAAAGUACGACGAGGAUACAACCUGAACUUUUUACAACAGUAUUUUUUACAACUACAAGAAAAGAGCAAAAAAGAUGCUGAAAAGAUCCCCGACACGAGGGGAGAAGAAAUCCCCGACUACACGAGGGGAGAAGAAAUUCCCGACUACACGAGGGGAGAAGAAAUCUCCGACAAAUAAUGUGGGUCGUACGUCCACACGAGUUGUUAAGGCUAUCGCUGAAGCAUCCUCAGCACUAUCCUUGGCCCCCUUUUCAAGGGGAAAAGGGGCGCUGUGAUGGGCUGAGGGGUGCGACGCGGUAGCUCUAAAGUUGCUGGGCAAACACCGACGCCAGUUCUUGGUCUGAAAACCCUGAAAGGAGUAAGUCGUAAAUUCACGACCCGGGCAAGCGGCACAAGUAGUCCAAUGAAAAUGACAGCUCGCCUCAUGAGUGCUGGAGUGGUGAUUGUUAUGGCACUUCAACCAACUAGUAUGCAAGUUAUAGUAGCAAUGAUUAUGGAAAUUCAACGAACUAGUAUGCAACUUCAUAUAGUAGCAAUGCCAACGUUGAUUAUAAUGGCACUUCAGCUAACGAGUAUGCAAUUUAUAGGCUACUACCUUAAACGUGUGUUUGAAUUAAGUACGUCGUGUAGAUGAAAUUAUGGCACUUCAACUACUCAAUUCAAAAUACACGGAAUCGGAAAUGCUACUAUGAUCUUUGCAUCAGUUGGUUGAGGUAAGAAGUACGUCGCCGAGAUGAGAUUCUGUUUACGCGAUCUCGUUCAAGUAAUUCAAAAAAGAAUGGUUUAUCUUUUCAUCAGUUGGCUGAAGUAAGUAUUAAGCGUCGUUUUUAUUGUUCCUCUUUGUGCCGACGUGGGCUCUAACGUGGGCCAUGGCCGUGAGCUCACAAAGAGCAGCGAUCGACAUCCGCAGGCAGGGCCCAAGGAAGAGGGCGCGCGAGUCGUAGGGGAUUUAGCAGAUAUGCGAGGCAUGCAGGAAAGCGCGGUACAUGCGGCUGCGGCCGCAGCGAGGGAUGCGGAAAGGGUGGAGAAACAGGCGCAGGACGCGCACCAGCUGGUAGAGAAGGCGGCGGGGGAGGAGCAGGCACUACAAGCAGCGCGCGGGGCAGGGGAGGCAAAGGCCGAGGCUACAGCAGUGGCGAAGCAAGCGCAGGAUGCGGAAAGGGAGGCAAAGGAGGUGGCGGCGAAAAUGCAAGCGACGAUGGAGCAGGCAAAGGAGAUCGUGGGCACAGUGCAUAGGAUGAAGGAGGAGAUGCUACAAGCAGCGACCAGAGCAGGGGGGGCAGAGGCUCAGGCAACAGCAGCGGCACAGCAAGCGCAGGCCGCGGAAGAUAAGGCAAAGGAGCAGAGGGAGGCGGCGGCGAAAGCGCAGGCGGCGGCGAAAGCGCAGGCGGCGGCGAAAGCGCAGGCAGCGGCGAAGCAGGCAGAGGAGGCCAGGAGAUCAGCGGAUAUGACAGAGGAGGAGGCGAACUGGUCCGACUUCGCAGGCCAGCACCAUGAAGAUGAACGUGAAGAUGCUGCAACGGAUGAAGAAGUUGAGGCAGAUGUGCCAGGGAUCGCGCGGUGCUGUCAGGCCAAGAUGACAAUUGAGGUGAACUAG